CCCAAAUUGGCAUCCUCCUGGUGCCGUCGUUCGAGAGCGAUCAGGCUCGCGGUUCAGUUCCAAGCUUGCCUUCUUCCAGCAUGGACUGAGAACGGGAACUGUGGAGCGCAAAACAACAACCCUGAACCGAACCGUGUGCUGCGGGAGUUGAAAGCAAAGGAAAAAAAAAUACGAAAAAGGAAGAAAAGCCCCAUACAUACGCCGAGUGGAAGGAAAAAUCAAUUCCGCCACGGCACGGGUGAUUUUCUAAGCUGGCCUCAACGGCUUGUGACCCACCCCACCGGCGGUACACGUGGAUCGUCCUGUGAGCGCGCACGUGUGUGUGUGGGCGCCCGUGUUGAUGUAUGUGUGCGUGCGUGCGUGCGUGUGUUGAUGUGGCUUUGUGAUUAGACCAGCAGGAUAAAAUUGGCCACCUCUAAACGGGCAAAAAUUGGCAUCGGAAAAACGUUGCUUCGUUGGUGAAAAUCGUCGUAUCGAUUGGUGAAUUUUCACUCCCAUUUACCCUCUAAACCCGUAACAAAGGCCUAGGGCCUCUCGCCGUCAUGUCGUCCGUGAAGGUGGCGGUCCGAGUGCGACCCUUCAACUCCCGGGAAAUCGCCCGGGAGUCAAAAUGUAUCAUCGAAAUGGCCGGCAACACGACAUGCAUCACAAAUCCGAAAGUUCCGCCCGGCUCGAGCGAGUCGGUGAAACGAUUCAACUACGACUAUUCCUACUGGUCACAUGAUCCGCGCGAUCUGGAAUUCUCCACACAGGCAAUGGUAUACUCCGACAUAGGCGAGGAAAUGUUGCAGCAUUCGUUCGACGGCUACAACGUUUGCAUCUUCGCGUACGGCCAAACCGGUGCUGGAAAAUCGUACACCAUGAUGGGCAAGCAGGAGGAAAACCAGGAGGGUGUGAUACCGAUGAUUUGCAAGGAUUUGUUCCGCCGGAUACAGGAAACGGAAAGCGACGAUCUGAAGUACUCCGUCGAGGUGUCUUACAUGGAAAUCUACUGCGAACGCGUCCGGGAUUUGUUGAAUCCGAAGAACAAAGGCAACCUGAAGGUGCGCGAACAUCCCCUGCUUGGUCCGUACGUCGAGGAUCUAUCGAAACUGGCCGUCACAUCUUACCAGGACAUUCACGAUUUGAUCGAUGAGGGCAACAAAGCACGUACCGUGGCGGCGACUAACAUGAACGAAACGAGCUCGAGAUCGCACGCUGUGUUUACGAUUUUCUUCACCCAAAAGCGCCAGGACCGCAUGACUAGCCUCGAGACGGAAAAGGUGUCGAAAAUUAGCCUGGUCGAUUUGGCUGGCUCCGAGCGAGCCGACUCGACGGGCGCCAAGGGUACCCGGCUCAAGGAGGGCGCCAACAUCAACAAGAGUCUCACCACCCUGGGCAAGGUUAUCUCAGCUCUGGCCGAAAUUGCGUCAAAGAACAAAAAAUCAAAGAAAGCAGACUUUAUUCCUUAUCGUGACUCGGUCCUGACAUGGCUGCUGAGAGAAAAUCUUGGAGGCAAUUCCAAAACGGCCAUGAUUGCCGCGAUAUCGCCGGCCGAUAUCAAUUACGAUGAAACAUUGAGCACAUUGAGAUACGCUGAUCGUGCGAAACAGAUCGUCUGCAAGGCCGUCGUCAACGAGGACGCCAACGCGAAGCUUAUUCGCGAACUCAAAGAAGAAAUACAAAAGCUGCGCGAGCUGCUCAAGGCAGAAGGCAUCGAGGUGCAGGAAGGACCGGACGGUAAAGUGGUUUGUGAAAAGCGAGAUGCUAAUAAGGACGAAUGUCUCAUCAAGUCCGACAAGACCGAGUCGAGCGGUGGUGUGGUCAUCACCGAAGAGGGCGAAGAUGGUGAGAAAAAGAUCCACUCGCCGAACCGGAACCGAAAGCGCACCGGUUCCAGUACAGAGAUGGCUGUUGAUCAGCUGCAGGCGAGCGAAAAGUUGAUCGCUGAGCUGAACGAAACCUGGGAGGAGAAGCUUAAGCGUACGGAACAGAUCCGUGUGCAGCGAGAGGCCGUCUUUGCCGAGAUGGGAGUAGCGGUAAAGGAAGACGGUAUCACGGUGGGUGUGUUCUCGCCGAAAAAAUCGCCCCACUUGGUGAACCUCAACGAGGAUCCAACUUUGUCCGAGUGUUUGCUGUACUACAUUAAGGACGGACUCACACGUCUCGGCACAUCGGAAGCGAAUGUACCGCAGGAUAUCCAGCUGUCCGGUUCGCAUAUCCUGAAGGAGCAUUGCGUUUUCGAGAACAAAGAUGGAGUGGUUACAUUAGUACCCCACAAGGAUGCGCUGGUGUACGUCAACGGCCGCAAGGUCAUCGAUCCGGAGGUGCUGCAAACUGGUUCACGUGUCAUCCUCGGACGGAACCACGUGUUCCGGUUCACUCAUCCGGAACAGGCGCGAGAGAAGCGCGAGAAAAAUAAGGAAGUCGAUGUAUGCGAAACGCCCGGAAACAGUGGCGAGAUCGCCGAUUGGAACUUUGCCCAGUGCGAGUUGCUGGAGAAACAGGGUAUCGAUCUGAAGGCGGAGAUGGAAAAGCGUUUGCUGGCGCUGGAAGAGCAGUAUAAGCGCGAGAAACGCGCGGCUGAUCAGGAAUUCGAGGAGCAGCGUAAGACCUACGAGGCCAGAAUCGAUGCUUUGCAGAAGCAAGUCGAGGAACAAUCGAUGACCAUGUCGAUGUACAGCAGCUAUAGCCCCGAAGAUUUCCAUCAGGAAGAGGAUAUCUUUGUCAACCCACUGUUUGAAUCCUGCUGGACAGCACGCGAAGCCGGUUUAGCAGCAUGGGCGUUCCGCAAGUGGCGCUACCACCAGUUCACGUCGCUUCGUGAUGACUUGUGGGGCAAUGCUAUCUUCCUCAAGGAAGCGAACGCAAUUUCGGUUGAAUUGAAGAAAAAGGUUCAAUUUCAAUUUACUCUUCUCACGGACACUCUGUAUUCGCCGUUGCCACCGGAGUUGACACCGUCACCUGCGGUGGGUGCCCUUACAAACGGUGGCCAGGAAGAUGAUUUUGGUCAAUCGCCAAUACCACGAACCACCGUGGCGGUUGAGGUGACCGAUACGAAGAACGGAGCUACCCAUUACUGGAGCUUGGAGAAAUUGCGGUAUCGGUUGGAGCUGAUGCGACAGAUCUAUAACACCACCGACACAUCCCCGGAACUGAUGAGCUUCGUGCUCGAGCUGUCCAGUGGUGAGCACACCCCGGAAUAUACCGGCACCCAGUACCAGCCGUUUGCCCGUCCACCCGUGUCGGUUGGCAAGCAGCAGGAUCAGCAUACGAGUGACCAGGCUGCACUGACGCCCGGCUGCGAUGGCAACAGUUGCCUGGUAUCGCCAACUGCUUCGGUUUCGUCCUCCUCGUCAUCCGCUUCCUGUGGCGCUUCAUCAUCACCUUCGCCACCAUCGGUUAUCUACGAUGGUGCUUCUGCCGGGUCCGGUGGCACCGUCGGUUCAGGGAAAGCAGGCGCAAGGCUAACCCUGGCGAAUCUGAUGCCUUCUAGGCAACGUCUUGAGCUGAUGCGUGAAAUGUACCACAAUGAGGCUGAGCUGAGCCCAACAUCUCCUGACUAUAACGUGGAAAGUUUGACUGGUGGUGAUCCGUUCUAUGAUCGUUUCCCGUGGUUCCGAAUGGUCGGCAGAUCGUUUGUAUACUUGAGCAACUUGUUGUAUCCGGUUCCGUUGGUGCACAAGGUGGCGAUCGUAAACGAGCGCGGAGACGUUCGCGGAUAUCUUCGUGUCGCCGUGCAACCAGUAAUGGAUGAGGAAAAUGCCGACUUCAGCAACGGAGUCAAACAGUCUGCUCGCAUUCUUUUUGACGAGGAACAGAAUGGACAGCAUAAGGUGCCGAAAAUACGCACCAUUCCGGAUAAGGACGAAAAGUACAUUGAGGGUGGCAACGAGCUGGGUACGAAGCUAGAGGAAUUGGAGCAGGAAGAUGCGGAUUCGGGUCGUGGUGACUCUAGUGUUGCCUCGGAGCUGCACGAAUCAAACGAUCAGGAACCGGGCGAUCAUUUGCAACCGGGCAAGGAGUUCACCUUCCGUGUCACCGUGUUGCAGGCCACAGGAAUUGCGGCUGAAUACGCCGACAUAUUCUGUCAGUUUAACUUUUUGCAUCGACAUGAGGAGGCAUUCUCAACGGAACCGGUAAAGAACUCUGGAUCAGGAGCUCCGCUUGGAUUCUAUCACGUACAAAAUAUCACAGUUCCGGUCACGAAAUCCUUCAUCGAAUAUCUGAAGACGCAACCGAUCGUCUUUAAGGUAUUCGGUCACUACCAGCAUCACCCGUUGCAUAAGGACGCCAAGCAGGACUGUCAGAUAACGAGGCCCCCGCCACGACGUAUGCUGCCACCGAGCAUUCCGAUCAGCCAACCGGUGCGCAGUCCGAAGUUUGGUCCGCUACCGUGUCCACCAUCUUCGACGGUUCUCGCCAAGCACGAUGUGCUGGUUUGGUUCGAAAUUUGUGAGCUGGCCCCGAACGGCGAGUACGUUCCGGCAGUCGUCGACCACAGCGAUGAUCUCCCAUGCCGUGGGCUGUUCCUGUUGCAUCAGGGCAUCCAGCGGCGUAUUCGCAUAACGAUCGUGCACGAACCAACACCGGAAGUGAAGUGGAAGGACAUUCGCGAGCUGGUCGUGGGACGCAUUCGCAACCAACCAGAACCGGCUGAUGAUGAGGAUUCGGACUCGUGCGUCCUGUCACUCGGAUUGUUCCCUGGCGAGGUGCUGGAGGUUCCCGGGGACGAUCGUUCGUUCUUCCGCUUUGAGGCUGCCUGGGACUCGAGUCUGCACAACUCGGCAUUGCUCAACCGCGUCACACAAACGGGCGAACAGAUCUACAUUACGCUAAGCGCUUAUCUCGAGCUUGAAAACUGCGCUCGCCCGGCGAUCAUCACCAAGGAUCUUAGCAUGAUCAUAUACGGCCGUGACGCACGCACUGGACCGCGCUCGCUUAAGCAUCUGUUCUCUGGCCAAUAUCGCAACCCGGAAGCGAACCGUCUGUCGGGUGUUUAUGAACUUUCGCUGAGAAGAGCUUCUGAAGCAGGUAGUCCAGGCGUUCAACGUCGUCAGCGCCGUGUGUUGGACACCAGCUCGACGUAUGUCCGUGGAGAAGAGAACUUGCACGGCUGGCGUCCGCGUGGAGACUCUCUAAUCUUCGACCAUCAGUGGGAGCUAGAGAAGCUCACGCGAUUGGAAGAAGUCGGCCGGGUUAGACAUUUGUUGCUGCUGCGUGAACGGCUCGGAAUGGACACGACGCCAAACCCGACCACCAAGACCGAAAAGGACGUGUGCAACUUGGCCCAGCGGGCUAGUGCAUCACCGGUGCACAUGGUCAUCCCGCCGUCUCCGCAAACACCCGUCAAGGAUCAGCAGACCCCGACCCUGCCGGAGCGUGAUUUGUCGGUACGCGAAACGGAGCUGGUCUGGAAAUGUGUAAAGCUGAUUCAAGGACGCAUCGGGUGCAAGGAGCUUGGCAGCGAUGGCAACGGUUCCGGAACGUCGGCUACCGAUGCCUCCCCGGGUGAUGAGGGAUGUGCUGACAUGAAUGCGAGCUACAUCUCCAGCAACUCGAUCGAGCUGUGCUCGCCGGAGCGGGUUGAUGUACCGAAUGGCUGGGAGGCACCGGCACCAGCUCCACAAACACAGGAGCUUUCGCUGCGGCUGUACGUGCCGGAACUGGAGGAGAUCCGUGUCAGCCCGGUGGUGGCCCGCAAGGGUUACCUGAACGUCCUUGAGCACGGUGGUUCUGGCUGGAAGAAACGGUGGGUCACCGUGCGGCGACCGUACGUUUUCAUCUUCCGCUCCGACAAGGAUCCGGUCGAACGGGCCGUCUUGAAUCUGGCCACAGCGCAGGUGGAGUGCAGCGAGGACCAGGCGGCGAUGGUGAAGGUCCCUAAUACGUUCAGCGUCGUCACCAAGCAUCGAGGAUAUCUGUUGCAAACGCUCGGCGACAAGGAGGUGCAUGAUUGGUUGUACGCCAUCAAUCCACUGUUAGCUGGCCAGAUCAGAUCUCGAUUGGCCAGAAAAAAUAUCUCCAGCGUGAGCAGCAACGGCAGUGGAGCCGGUGAGCAGCAACAAGCGACGACAGGAGCGUCCGCUUUGACCGUGGCCGCCUCACAAGGCAACGGCGGAAGCAGUAGCUCCGGUGGCAAAUGA
Anopheles nili is the source of this 6125-nucleotide messenger RNA. RefSeq names its product kinesin-like protein unc-104 (gene unc-104). Lineage: Eukaryota; Metazoa; Arthropoda; Insecta; Diptera; Culicidae. The record is from RefSeq and is a predicted model, not a curated record. The transcript has 21 exons. Gene Ontology annotation, biological process: microtubule-based movement. Gene Ontology annotation, molecular function: microtubule motor activity; ATP binding; microtubule binding. The coding region runs from base 543 to 6125 and encodes 1860 amino acids.